UCAUCAGACUCACAUUGGUCUUGCCCAAUCUGUUGAUUCUUCUCCUCUCUCUACCUAUAAAUACCCACUGAUACAUGUUAGUCUCGACAUCUGAGAAAAACUUACUAAAAGCCCAGUACUCCUAUCAAACAAUGGCUGCCUUUCAUUACAAUCUGGUUCUAACUCUGAUCUUGGCAUCAUCACUUUCAAGCAUCCACGUGACUUUUGCGGCUCGCAGCCUUCUGCAGACAGCAAUUCCAUCUGUACCUAAAGUCACAUUGCCUCCACUGCCCACAAUGCCCAUUGCCACAGUCCCAACCUUGCCAAAGCCCACAUUGCCGUCUGUGCCAACCACCCCUUUACCGACAGUGCCAACAGUCCCAACCUUGCCAAAGCCCACAUUGCCGUCUGUGCCAACCACCCCUUUACCGACAGUGCCAACAGUCCCAACCUUGCCAAAGCCCACAUUGCCAACAGUCCCAACCUUGCCAAAGCCCACAUUGCCGCAGACCACCCCUUUGCCGACAAUGCCAACAGUCCCAACCUUGCCAAAGCCCACAUUGCCGUAUGUGCCAACCACCCAGAUUCCAACAUUGCCAACCAUGCCUACAGUUCCUAAGAUGACUCUACCACCGUUGCCCACCAUCCCAACAACAAUUCCUUCUUACCCCACCAUCCCGACGACUAAGCCAGCAAUUCCUUUCCCCGUGCCAACUCCAUCUAACUAAGCCACCAGAAACACCAUCAUCAAUCAUCUUUAUCUACAGGGCACACCAUAUGUUACAUAUACGAAGGAUGGAUUGUUGUAAGGUCUUAUAAAUUUGCGUGGAUUUGUGAAAUUUUAGUCCGUUCAUGUGGACUAGAUAAGUUGAUUCACUUGUAUCAUUUCAUUGUAUCUGAGAGUAAUUCCCUGUUUAAUGGGUUGUGGUUUUUCAAUUUCAAUUUAUAGAUAAGUUGGUUCACUUUAUAUCAUUUCAUUGCAUCUAUAAGAUUAUUUCCUUGUGUACGAGUA
Molecule: messenger RNA, 991 nt
Organism: Rhododendron vialii
Lineage: Eukaryota; Viridiplantae; Streptophyta; Magnoliopsida; Ericales; Ericaceae
Product: protein PELPK2-like
Exons: 1
Coding region: 75-707 (210 amino acids)
Source: RefSeq, a predicted model, not a curated record